GGCAGAGAAGUAUCUUUGAGUGACUGUGAACCCAGGAAGCUCUUCCCUUCAACACAGCUUACACCUCUGGCAAAAGAAUAGAAGAAAGGGGUACCAGUGGAGGGUUUUUGACUAUGGAUCCAACCAUUCCAGCCUUGUGGACUGAAAUCACAAUAAUGAAUGGAAGUGACCAACCUCCUCCUCAAGAGUGCAGCCAGGAGAAACUUAUCAUGCGUUCGCUGACUUUCAUCAUUGCCACGGUUGGGCUGGCCGGAAAUGCGGCUGUUAUCUGGCUCCUGUACUUCUGCAUAUGCAGGAACGCCUUCUCCAUCUACGUUCUCAACCUGGCUGGGGCUGACUUCUUCUUCCUCUGCUGCCACAUUAUAGGAUCGCUGGUGACAUUUAUCAACUUCUUUCAUUCAUUCUCAAUCUCGGUCCCAGAAUUCUUAAACACUGUAAUGAUCUUUUAUUACAUUGCAGGCCUGAGCAUGCUCAGCUCCAUUAGCACUGAACGUUGUCUUUCCGUCUUGUGCCCCGUCUGGUAUCGCUACCAUCGACCGAGACACAUGUCAACUAUCACGUGUGCUCUACUCUGGGCCCUGUCCCUGCUGCUGAGCAUCCUGGAAGGGGACUAUUGUGGUUUUUUGUUGAGGGAUUCUGACAAUGCUAGGUGUCAGGCGUUUGAUUUCAUCAUUGCUGCAUGGUUGAUUAUCUUAGUUGUGAUUCUCCUUUUUUCCAGUCUAGUGCUAUUAGUCAGAAUCCUCUGUAGCUCCAGGCAAAUGCUGCUGACGAGGCUCUACGUGACCAUCCUGCUCACUGCCCUGGUUUUCUUCCUCCUGGCAGUGCCCUUGGGUAUUUACUGGUUCCUACUAUUUUGGUUUCAUAAUGAUAUUAGUCCGUUACCUUGUAGUUUUUUCCUGAUGGCACUUGCCAUGUCCUGUGUUAACAGCUCUGCCAACCCCAUCAUUUACUUUUUUGUUGGCUCCUUUAGGCAGCGGCAGAAGCAGACCCUCAAGCUGGUUCUCCAGCGGGCCCUGCAGGACUCCUACAGCUGUCCUCAGCAAUCCCUGGAGAUGUCAGAAGUAACAUCGUGUAGCCACUGAGAGCCUCUGCUUUAGUUCAAGAGAGGUGACUUUAAGAGGCCCUUUUUCAUAAUCUCUUCCUGUGUCAGGACCCUGAUCCUCAAAUGAUUAAGAUAAUCAUCAUCCUUGUGAGGACUGAGACAGGGUCUGUCACAUGAAGACUGUUACAGUGUUUUGGGAACUCACUCUGGGGCAACACCACAUCCCCAUAUGAGUUUUUCAGUUCUGGGGUCCAGGACUGUUCCCACUUUUGAGGAGUCCCUCCUUCAGCAAAAGGCUGAAAGUGAUCCAAGAAAUGUCUCAAUUUCCUCGGUCACUGCACCUGACAGAGACUAAAUGAAAGUUAUGUUUUUGGUAAGUUUCUUUUCCUGGUCCCUACAGUUUAUGUUUCAUUAAAACUGGAAGAAUUAAGUUUCAGUCUAGCCUACAAAAGAGCCACGUUCUUUAAUCUUGGCAGGCAUGUUAGGUUUUCAAAUUAAAGGAGGAGAAGGAAAACAAAGGUGGGGAUGGAUAUUCUAUAAAUCCGAGGA
Sciurus carolinensis (gray squirrel) is the source of this 1591-nucleotide messenger RNA. Its product is annotated as mas-related G-protein coupled receptor member X2-like. The record is from RefSeq and is a predicted model, not a curated record. The coding region runs from base 114 to 1082 and encodes 322 amino acids. Gene Ontology annotation, cellular component: membrane. Gene Ontology annotation, molecular function: G protein-coupled receptor activity. The transcript has 2 exons. NCBI's taxonomy places the organism in Eukaryota, Metazoa, Chordata, Mammalia, Rodentia, Sciuridae. Gene Ontology annotation, biological process: G protein-coupled receptor signaling pathway.